Eutrema salsugineum is the source of this 519-nucleotide messenger RNA. RefSeq names its product ubiquitin-conjugating enzyme E2 29-like. The record is from RefSeq and is a predicted model, not a curated record. Gene Ontology annotation, molecular function: ubiquitin conjugating enzyme activity. Gene Ontology annotation, cellular component: nucleus. The transcript is spliced from 3 exons. Lineage: Eukaryota; Viridiplantae; Streptophyta; Magnoliopsida; Brassicales; Brassicaceae. Gene Ontology annotation, biological process: protein polyubiquitination. Bases 1 to 519 code for a protein of 172 amino acids.
AUGUGGGUUUCGAGCCAUAACAAUGCAGCAAAAAUCGUUUAUUGUGGACAGAGUAUGCCAGAGUACUGGGAGAGAGCCAUAACAAUGCAGCAAAAUGAAAUUGAUAGGGUUAAGAGCCCGCUCUACAGGGCAGGCCCCGUUGAUGAAAAGAUGUUUUAUUGGGAGGCUGUGCUUAUAGGGCCAGCAGGAUCGCCUUACGAGAACGGAGUCUACAAAAUCGGCAUGGAAUUUCCUCCAGAAUACCCGUUCAAGCCACCCAAGGUCUUCUUCAUAACCAAAAUCUUUCACCCCAAUGUAGGAGAUCGUGGACAUAUCUUCCUUCGGAUGCUGAUGACCGACUACUUAUCGCCCAUAUACACCAUCCAUAAGGUUUUCAUCAAACUUCAUGACAUGCUCACUAACCCAGAAAUAGGUGAGGGGGACUACUACGAUGAGGGCAAAGCGAAGCUGUACAAGGAAAACAAGGCGGGGUUCGAUCAGCGUGCUCGGGAAUGUACUGUGGAGCAUGCUGUAGCUUGA